Molecule: messenger RNA, 2114 nt
Organism: Podarcis raffonei (Aeolian wall lizard)
Lineage: Eukaryota; Metazoa; Chordata; Lepidosauria; Squamata; Lacertidae
Gene: FKTN
Product: fukutin
Exons: 11
Coding region: 334-1719 (461 amino acids)
Cellular component (GO): Golgi membrane
Source: RefSeq, a predicted model, not a curated record
CUUCGUAAACGGACUCUUCCCUCCCUCCCGUCUUAACUCUAUGUUCUCCUCGCGCCGCCCUGAGGCGGCCGGUGCCGUAAAAGGCGGGCUUCGCUUUACGGCAGAAGCCCGUCACUCGGCUCCUACCUGCCUGGCGCACCGUCAGAUUGAUCACUGAAUGAGUCAAGAGGGGAAUAUAACCCCCUGAAUAGUGCAGUUUCCUGGAGGGAUGCUGUCUUCAAGCACCCGAAAAAGCUUUAUUUUCCACUGGAGAGACGUUGGUAGGCUACUUGAAAAGAUGAGAAGAACGAAGCUCCUGCUUUCAACUGAUAGUCAAGAGAGCCCUGAAGACUAAUGCAGAGAAUUAACAAGAACGUGGUUUUGGGCCUUCUUACUUUGACAAGCUCAGUCUUUCUCCUGUUCCAGCUGUACUAUUAUAAAUACUAUUUAUCACCAAGGAAUGGAGCUGUUUUCCCCAAGAUUAAAGGGAACAAAGCAGGACAAGACGGUAGUCGGUGGCACGUUGUUAAGAAAUUCAUUAGUUUGAUGUCCAGUCACAACAUACCUGUGCAUCUGAUUGAUCCAUUGCUUCUGGGACUAAUUGACACAGACUUGAAGCAGCUCAGGACGUCUCCUGAUAGCAGCCACUCAGAAUGCAGAUACUUCUGUGCUCGACGGGACUUCACCACCUUUGCAGUCCUGGACAAAGCCUGGAAACUUGAGGUGGGCCUGUUUCGAGCUGCUGAGAGAGUGGGUUUCCAGUGGCUAAAGCUUCAGAGCAAAGACCCACGUCUAGAAGGGAUGGACGACCUCUCUGGGAUGGAGAUUCCCUUACACUACAUUUUCAGACUGGCAGCACAUGCCAUCCAUCUGGUGGUCUUUUAUGAGAGGAGCGGGAACUACCUCUGGCAUGGACAGCUGCGGCUGAAAAGACAUAUGGACCGGAAGUUUGUACCUUUUCGGAAGUUGCCAUUUGGCCGCUACCCGGGAGCCUAUGACAAGCUAGAACUAAUAAGUGUUUCCAUUGAUGGGUUGACAGUCCAGAUUCCAAAAGAGCCAUCUCAGUUCCUAGAGGAAAGGUCCCACUCCAGGUUUAUUGAAUGUAGGUACAGAGAAGCUCGAUCUUUCUUCCAGCUGUACCCUGAUGAUGUAUCUCUGGAUGCUGUUGAAUUCAGAAAGAAAGCCAAGGCCUUGCUGCAUCUUGCUUCUCUGACAUUAAACAGUUUAGGAGUCAGAUUUUGGCUGAGCAGUGGAACUUGCCUGGGUUGGUACAGGCAGUGCAAUAUUAUUCCUUACAGCAAGGAUGUGGACUUGGGGAUUUUCAUUCAAGACUACCAGCCAGAUAUCAUUCCAGCAUUUCAGAAGGCAGGAUUGCCACUAAAGCACAAGUUUGGCAAGGUUGAAGACAGCUUGGAGCUCUCCUUUCAAGGAGAGGAUGAAGUAAAGCUCGAUAUAUUUUUCUUCUAUGAAGAGGAUGACCACGUGUGGAAUGGCGGAACUCAGGCCAAAUCGGGCAAGAAAUUCAAGUAUCUGUUUCCGAAAUUUACACUGUGUUGGACUGAGUUCGUAGAACUCAAGGUACGUGUGCCAUGUGAAACUCUCCAUUACAUCGAAGCCAACUAUGGUAAAGAGUGGAAGAUACCCGUGAAGAUGUGGGACUGGAAAAACUCUCCACCCAACGUCCAGCCCAAUGGGAUCUGGCCUAUCAACGAAUGGGAAGAAGUCAUUCAACUCUACUGACCAAUCUAAAGCAAUGACAUGUUUUUAUGUUGCCCACAAGGCGUCUUUGAUUGUGGAAUGCUUCAGCCAUUUCCAAAGGAGAUGCUGUAAAAGAUGUAUUCACUGUUCAGUUGGUCAACGCACAAGCAAAUUGAUGUCCUGCUUCAGGAACUCUGAAGAACUCUUUUCUACAGCUGAGGAUGGGGGGCAGGGUGGGGAAUAAGCUACAUAAAAGUUGUAUUUAAGGAAAAAGUAAUACCGGGAGGCCAUUUUGAACAUUUGUUGCAGCAAAUGUCCCUAAGUCAAGAAAAAAGCUGCCUAUUCUGCCCAAACUAAGGGUCACCAAAUACAGCCCACCAUUCAUGUCUACACCACAGCUCGCUGAACCUCUGGGUGUUGCUCUCUGCCCAGAACUG